AUGAAAGAGCCAUCUCGUGGUCGAUUUUUGCUUCGUCAUUCCGCAAUCGCUGUGUGGCAGUAUCUGGCGCUGGAUAUUUUUGCUACGGUUGCCUUGCAGCAGGCGGAGGAGCAGAGAAAGCAUGGAAUUUUACCGCCGACUGUUCAGUGGGAUUUGUCCGUUGAGCAGUGGAUUGAACGGAUGAUCUCUAAUCUGGUCGCUGGAUUCGUGGUGAGCAGGAUGCUUAUUGAUUUGCAUCAUCGCGUAUUCUCAAUCCUUCUUGUUGGACUUGGAUUGGACUCGCCGUCGAAUUGUCCCCCUCUGUUUGGACGGGCAGCGGAGGCUGGUUCACUGAGAGGGUUCUGGGGCAAAUUCUGGCAUCAAUUGGUGCGCGAGCCUUUCGUCUCUGUGAGCACAUGUAUUACUCGUGACAUGCUGGGCCUUUCUAGAUCCCCAUUGGAGCGAUAUACAAACAUUCUCCUUGUUUUUGUCUUCUCAGGUGGACUGCAUGUCAUCCUUGAUGUGAUUCAAGGUAUCCCGGUACAAGAGUCUGGUGCCAUGCUACUUUUCCUGACAGCUCCAUUGGGCUUGGUCAUUGAGGAUGGCAUCAAGGCGACGUGGAGAAGCUGUACGGGAACCAAUCGUGCUGAGAAUCUGAUGAAAACUCCUCCACCGUUAUGGCAAAAAGUUCUUGGUUUUUUUUGGGCAAUGGCAUGGCUGGGUGUCACCUCAACUUGGUAUUUCUAUCCACAAAUGCUUCGACCAGAGAACCAGGCUCUGGUUCCGUUCAGUUUGGCGAGUAGGUUUGGGCUGCCUGUCAUCGCAGGAGUUGUCUUGGUUGGGGGUGGGCUAGUUGCAUACGUGUUUGAAGUUGAAGUGUAA
Messenger RNA from Penicillium odoratum, 861 nucleotides. RefSeq names its product wax synthase family protein. The transcript is spliced from 2 exons. Gene Ontology annotation, biological process: lipid metabolic process. The coding region runs from base 1 to 861 and encodes 286 amino acids. The record is from RefSeq and is a predicted model, not a curated record. Lineage: Eukaryota; Fungi; Ascomycota; Eurotiomycetes; Eurotiales; Aspergillaceae.